CGAAUUUACUUAAUCGUAGCAUUGCCGGUCGUGACGUUCAUCCAAAUCUUUCCUCAAGAUAAGAGUCAUUUCUUCGAGUAAGAUCUAGAUUCUCAUAGAUUUGUAAGAUAUCUAAUAUGCCGUCAGUACGACGGAUGAUUUUGGGGCACGUCAUGUCUGGACUAUAUACAAAACUUAAUCGUACGAAAAAAUUGCAAGGUGAUUUAUUAGAAACACCGAUGAAAAGAUGUCUCUCUACUUUCGACAUUACUUUGCUUGGUGUCGGGCAUAUGAUCGGUGCCGGAAUUUAUGUUCUGACAGGAACGGUAGCUCAUGAUUUAGCUGGACCAGCUGUAAUUCUUAGCUUUCUUCUAGCCGGUACAGCUUCUUUAUUAGCUGCUUUAUGUUAUGCCGAAUUUGGUGCUAAAGUACCUAAAGCUGGAAGUGCUUACGUUUAUACUUACGUUUCUAUCGGUGAAUUUUGGGCCUUUGUUAUCGGUUGGAAUAUAAUAUUGGAGCAUAUGAUCGGUGCUGCAUCCGUGGCAAGAGCUUGGAGUGGUUACGUCGAUUCCUUGGCAGGAGGAACAUUCAGUAAUUACACUCGUCGUUUAAUGGGUGGAUAUACAAUGGGAGAACCACUUGGGACAAUGCCGGAUAUCUUGGCAAGCGGUUUAUGUCUUGCUUAUGCGAUGCUCUUAACAUUAGGAGUUAAAUGUUCGGCAGCCGUAAAUUCUCUUUUAACUUUGGUCAAUCUAGCUGUUAUGUUAUUAACGAUCGUUUUGGGAAUUUAUUACGCGGAUAUCACGAAUUGGAGCAGUGAAAACGGUGGAUUUUUUCCAUAUGGUUUCAGUGGUGUACUCGCUGGCGCGGCAACGUGUUUUUAUGCUUUCGUCGGUUUCGACUCAAUCGCAACGUCCGGAGAAGAGGCAAUCAAUCCUGCAAAAAGUAUUCCAAUAGCAACCAUGUUUUCGAUGGCCAUUGUCACCAUUGGAUAUGUUAUGGUCGGUGGUGUUCUUACUUUGAUUGUACCUUACUGGAAUAUCAACCCUACUGCAGCACUUCCCGAAGCUUUUGCAUCGAGGGGUAUACCAUGGGCUAAAUAUGUGAUUAGCAUUGGUGCACUUUGCGGAAUGACAACGACUCUUUUCGGUUCACUCUUCUCUUUACCAAGAACGAUGUAUGCCAUGGCAAACGAUGGUCUUCUAUUUGGUUUCCUCGGUCAUAUAAGCGAUCGUACUCAAGUACCAGUUUUAAAUCUGAUGAUCAGCGGACUUUUCAGUGCAUUGAUCGCUCUUCUUUUUGAUUUACAACACUUGGUAGAGUUCAUGUCUAUUGGUACUUUCCUUGCGUAUACAAUCGUGUCAGCUAGUGUCAUAGUACUCAGAUAUCGUCCAGAAAAAACUACACCUGCUGGUUCUACUGCUGGUACACCUAGCAGUCUAGCUUCACCACCUACAGAGGGUGCAGAUUUUAAUAGCGAUUGCAACAGUAUUGCAUCAGCCGAUGCUGAGCUUUUGGAUUCCAACGAGGGCGUUGGAAAAUUGAAACCACGAUACAGUUGGUUAGCCAAUUUCUUAGGCAAUUGCGAACCUGGAACAGCCGUGGCUAUUGCUGUAACAAUUUAUACAGCAGCUAGUGCUACACUUUGCCCACUUUUAAUACUUUUAUUCCAAUCAUCUUUCAAAUCGGCAUGGAACAAUUACUUUGCUUUGGUUAAUGUGAUCAUUCUAAUAAUCGGUAGUUUAUUAGUGAUCGGUGCACAUCGACAAAAUCCAUCGAAUGGUAAAUUUCGUGUACCGAUGGUACCAUUGAUUCCAGGUUUAAGCAUCCUUUUCAAUGUUGGUUUGAUGUUUCAUUUGUCAUUAUUAACUUGGUUACGAUUUUUCGUCUGGAUGAUAGUUGGAAUGCUCAUUUACUUCUUAUAUGGCAUUCACUAUAGUAAGGAAGCAGUUAGUCCAAAUUCAUAUUCAGUUUUAAUGGCUACAUCGGAAGCAGUAAGAGGUGCUAAAUGGGGUGCAAUGUUACGCGUUAAUCAAAAAGUUGACAAAGUACCUAUUCUUGACGAAAACGAACAUUAAGAUUGUAGUAUUACAGGUAAAAGGUUUCAAAAGUCAUUUACAGUAAGUAUAAAUUUAGUAAUUAUGUGAAUAAAAAGAAAGAAAGAGAGAGAGAGUAAAAGAAAAAAAUUAUGAAUUACUUUGACGAAUUUUCCAAGUCGUUUAUAAAGAAAAAGUUAUUUGAUCGUAGAUGAAAUAAAUUAUCAUUAAUCGUAUAAAUGAUUAUUUUUUCAUAGAAAGUUGAAAACUAACGAUCAAAAAACUUGCGUUUUUAAAACAUAAAGAAAAUGAUAUCGUGCUUUUGUGGCACGAUAAACUAGAAUAAAAAUUUUCGAUGCAUAUAUGAAUAUGACGAAUUUGAUUUUCUUUCGAUAAAAUUCUGAGCUCUUGUAGAAUCGAUUAGUAUUCGUAUACGGUUGUAAAUAACGGUGCUUUAAGCGAUGUAUCGAAAGAAUCUGUGUUUUAAGAUCUCCUCGUACCAAUUCGUGUAGAUCAGCUUUGAUGAGACUUUCAAAUCUGUAAGACUGGUAAUUUUUGCUAAUACUUAUCCUGACGAGCUUGCAGCGAAUCUUUCAAUAUAUAUAUAUAUAUAU
This is a messenger RNA of Polistes dominula (European paper wasp), 2629 nucleotides long. Its product is annotated as cationic amino acid transporter 4. The record is from RefSeq and is a predicted model, not a curated record. Gene Ontology annotation, cellular component: plasma membrane. Gene Ontology annotation, molecular function: amino acid transmembrane transporter activity. Lineage: Eukaryota; Metazoa; Arthropoda; Insecta; Hymenoptera; Vespidae. Gene Ontology annotation, biological process: amino acid transport; transmembrane transport.